CUAUGACAUUAACGAAAAGUCAAUUAUAGUAAAAAAACUUUUGUUUAUUUAUUUUAUUGCGGAUAAAUUAAGUGCAAAAAAUUUUAAGGAUAUAAGAACUAAAGAAAUGUUAGGAAGAACCAAAUUAUGUCUUCAAUUGAUUCGCAAAUUAAAAAACAUCAGCAUUUGUCCACGAAUCCGAUGUUUUCACGAUAAACGUGAGGAAGAUCAGAUUAUAAGGGAAAAUCCUUUUUCAAGUUCAAUUAAGGAAAAGUAUAUUAUUUACAAAGAUGAGGAUUCAGUUGAAAUAUUUGAUUUCGAAGAAGAGAAAAAUCAAGAUGCAAUAGAUUUGCCAGAGGCACAUGUUAUCCAACGUAAUGAAGAAGGAUUAAAUUUAAAACGUGGAAUUACAGGAGUUUAUGAUAUUGAAGACCUUGUGGAUAUAUUAGAAAGAGAAAAUGCACUGAAUAUAUUUGUAUGUCCAGUGUCAAAGGAUUUAAACUAUGUAGAUUUUAUGUGCAUUGCAACAGGGAGAAGUUAUAGACAUAUGUUAGCAAUCGUUGAAUACGUUAGAAAAAUUUAUAAAAGAAAAAGUGGACCUAAUGACAUUUUACCUAAAAUAGAAGGAAAAAAUUGCGAAAAUUGGAUGGCAAUGGAUUUAGGGAAUAUUGCUUUACAUAUUUUUAGUGAAGAAGCGAGAGAGAAAUAUGAUCUGGAAACGUUGUGGACUUUAGGACCAGAAUUUGAUGACAAAGAAAAACAUAACUAUAAAGAAGAUUAUGUAGAUUUAUAUGAACAAUAUACGAGGUAUAUCGACGAAGAUGAUAAUAAAAAUAAAACUAAGAAAAUUGAAACCUAAAAAAUACAAAAAUUAUUUCACUUUUUGUUAAUAAAAAUUUUACUUCGAAAAUAAAGUUUUAUUUAAAACAAAU
Molecule: messenger RNA, 911 nt
Organism: Condylostylus longicornis
Lineage: Eukaryota; Metazoa; Arthropoda; Insecta; Diptera; Dolichopodidae
Gene: RsfS312
Exons: 4
Coding region: 107-838 (243 amino acids)
Biological process (GO): negative regulation of ribosome biogenesis; negative regulation of translation
Cellular component (GO): mitochondrion
Molecular function (GO): ribosomal large subunit binding
Source: RefSeq, a predicted model, not a curated record